AUGUUUGUUGUUAUUAUUAAUAGCGGUUUCGAUAAGCAAGCUUAUUGGUCUAUAGAAGGAAAAACUCCAUGUUUAAAGAUCGCAUUAAAUAUUGUAGACAACAGAAGCCUUCUCGAUGUACGAGCUAAAAGAGGGGCGGGCUGCUUUUCCGAUCAUCACCUUUUAAUAGCAUCUAUCCGUCUUAAGGUCGCUGCAAUCCGAAGACCCGAAACAUCAGCGAGGAAAUACGAUGUAAGGAAUCUGCUAAUCCCUGCUAGGAGGGAGCUUAAGGAAGGCUUAAAUGUCGAACGCGCCCAUCCGGUUACUGAAUGGCCAAACAUCCAAGCUCAUUUUGAGGACGCCGCCAGAGUGCAUAUUGGUUACAGAACACCACGGAAAAAGCAAUGGAUAUCUGAUGACACUUGGUAUUUGAUACAAUCCAGAAGAGAUGCUAAAUCUAAACUCAAUGCAGCCAGAACUCGAUCAGAGAAAGUUGCGCUGAGGGAGGUCUACAGUCAACAAGACAAACAAAACAGCGAGGGAGUGCUAACAACAUCUCGGUCGGAGCAACUCGAAAUAUGGAGACAACACUACUCUAGAUUGCUGUCCAACCCACCCUUUGCUACUGAAAGCAUAUGUACUUGCACUAGCCAUUGCGUGAGACAAGAUAUCCAAAUUGAGGCCUUUAGGGCUGUUUCAGCCUUAAAGGCAAAUAAGGCCCCUGGAGCAGAUAACAUUGCACCUGAAAUGCUCAAAGCGGACAGCCAAACAUCAUCGUCCUUCCUACAACCACUGAUCCAAACCUUCUGGUCUACUAACGAAUUGGAUGCACGGCUCAAAGAGGGUAUUAUCGUAAACAUUCCCAAGAAGGGCGACCUAAUGGAAUGUAAAAAUUGGAGAGGUAUACAAAAAACAAAACAAAAUACGCAAAGCAUCAACAAAAUACAUCAAACCAACACACUUCCAUACAUACGUUUCUACGCAAACCAAUAA
Calliphora vicina (urban bluebottle blowfly) is the source of this 972-nucleotide messenger RNA. RefSeq lists its product as uncharacterized. The coding region runs from base 1 to 972 and encodes 323 amino acids. NCBI's taxonomy places the organism in Eukaryota, Metazoa, Arthropoda, Insecta, Diptera, Calliphoridae. The record is from RefSeq and is a predicted model, not a curated record. The transcript has 3 exons.